Messenger RNA from Callithrix jacchus (white-tufted-ear marmoset), 2605 nucleotides. RefSeq names its product NUT family member 2G. The record is from RefSeq and is a predicted model, not a curated record. Lineage: Eukaryota; Metazoa; Chordata; Mammalia; Primates; Cebidae.
ACUCAGGAGAAUCUGUUGAGGCAGGUCACUCUCUGGGUCCUGCCCUUGACUUUUCUCAUUGUGAAAACUGUCAGACAGCCUGAGGGCAUGGCUUCAAAUGGAGCAUGCCCAGUGCUGGAACCGGGUGUGACUGAGAACCCCGGGGCCAUGCCAGUAUCCACGGCUCUGUUCACCACACCUCCUCCUGGCCCAGCACACGGGCCACCCCUCGUGACUGCAGUGGUUCCUCCAGGCGGCCCUCCACUGCUGUCUGCCUUCCCCGGGACCCCCCUGGUGGCAGGACAGGAUGGCCGCGCCCCAAACUGGACUGGGGCUUCUGACAUCUUUGGCCAGAUGAUGACAGAAAUGGGGUCUGUGAAGGUCCCUCAGGCACAGACCUCGGUCCUAACUCAGGCCCCCCUUGUCUGGCAGGCUCCAGGUGCCGUCUGUGAGGGCGUCGCAUGUCCACCUCCACGACCCCUGGCAGCUGCCCCUGUGGUGCCCGCUAUGGCUGCUCACAUCCUUGGGGGCACCCAGGCCUGCGAGGGAGGCUGGUCCCAGGGCCUUCCUCCUCCAGCACCACCACCGGCUCCUCAGCUGGCCCCCAUCAUGGACCCAGGGAAUGCUUGUCCAUGGCCACAAGGGGCUCAUGGAGAGGGAGGCCAGGCUUCCACCCAGGCCAAGGCCCAACCUGACGAUUCCUGCAACCCCAAGAGCGUGUAUGAGAACUUCCGACUCUGGCAGCACUACAAGCCCCUGGCCCAGAGGCACCUUCCCCAGAGUCCGGACAUGGAAGCGCUUUCCUGUUUCUUCAUCCCAGUUCUCAGAGACCUGGCCCGGCAGAAGCCCAGCAUGACCCUGGAGGAGGGACUGUGGCGGGCCACGCAGGAAUGGCAGCACACGAGCAACUUUGACCGGAUGAUCUACUAUGAGAUGGCAGCAAAGUUCCUGGAGUUUGAGGCUGAGGAGGAGAUGCAGAUUCAGAACUCGAAGUGGAUGAAGGGGCCCCAGUGCCUGCCUCCUCCAGCCCUACGGAGGCUUGAACCUCGGGGACUGUCAGCCCUUGACGUGGUCAAGGAGCCAGUGUACCUUCCCAGCAAGGCCGGUCCCAAGGCCCCGCCUGCCUGCCUGCCACCACCCAGGCCCCAGCAGCCAGCGGAGACCAAGGCCCACCUGCCACCACCCAGGCCCCAGCCGCCAGUGGAGACCGAGGCCCCCGAGGAGAUACCCCCUGAAGUGGUGCAGGAGUAUGUGGACAUCAUGGAGGAGCUGCUGGGGCCUCCCAUUGGGGCCACGGGGGAGCUCAAGGGACAACAGGAAGAGGGCGAAGUGGAGAAGGAAGAGGACGGGAUGCUUCUAGACCCAGGCAUCCUGAGCUACGUCGACAAUCUGUGUUCCCAGAAAGACUUCGUCACCAAGGUGGAGGCCGUCAUUCAUCCCCGAUUCCUGGAAGAAUUGCUUUCCCCAGAUCCACAGAUGGAUUUCUUGGCCCUAAGCCAGGAGCUGGAGCAGGAGGAAGGACUCACCCUUGCCCAGGUAGCAGAGAAGCGCCUCCAAUCCUUGGAGGAGGAAUGGCUUGAGAGGGCAGCUCCUAGUCACAGUGCCACCCAGCUGGACUCAAUCUCUUCUAAGCCUGCAGCGGGCCAAGGAGCAGAGAGAGAUGUCCCUGGCCCCCAACAAGGGGUCAGCAUGGAAACCUGCGCACCCCAGACAGCUGCCCGGGACCCUCAGGGGCAAGGCACAGUGUGCACUCAGAUGGCCAGGUCCAAAAACCCUGUUGUGCUUCUGGAGAGGCUGGAUUCUCGCACGCUGAGGGCUGCCCGGCCAAACUCUCCUCCCCAGGAUCACAGACCCACCCCCAAGACGGCUUCCCUGGACCCUCAGGGACGAGGCAGGGUGCACACGGGGAUGGCCAGGUCCAUAAACCCUGUUGUGCUCCUGGAGAGGCUGGAUUCCCGCUGGCUGAGGGCUGCCCGGCCAGACUCUCCUCCCCAGGACCAGAGACCCACCUGCCCAGGUGUGGGGACCCAUAACACCUGGGGUCUCCCUGGAGCCUCUCCCGUCAAGGAGUCAUGCAGGCUGUCUAAGGGGUCAGGUGAGGAGGAGAGGGAAAUCCCUGGUAUGGUUUCUGUCGUGGGUACAAACUACAGGCUGCGGCCCUGGAAGCUGUCCCAGAGCCCUGUCCCACCCCAAGCACCCGCUCCCACCACCAAGUCCAAGAAGCGAGCUCUCUCCAGAGGCCCAUCCCCUGCUGUUCAGACGCCCCACCUAAGGCCUGGGCUCAGAGUCUCUGGGGCACAGUCCCUGGCUUGGGGGCUGGGUAACCCCUCACAGUCUCGAAAGAGAAAGGGUGACCUCCUGCUCUCUAACAGGAAGAAAAAGCAGCAUCGUAGCCAGUACAGAGACAGGGCAGGCUCGCUGGUGCCAAUCCCCAAUGGUGGGGCUCUCAACUCUCGGACCCUCAGGGCAUCAGGUGCCUCAAAGCAGACUUCUCCCCCAGUGCUGACCUUACUGGGCCUUAGCUUGAUGGGGGAGGGUGGGAAAGGGAAGGGUGGCAGGGAGUGGGGAGCAAUACCUUGGGGGUCUCGUGUGUAAAUCUGAAUAAACAUAGUUGUGUUGGAAUCGC